CGCAUCCCUCACACCUCAAACGCAAACCAAACAAACACCAGGGGUAUUUCCUAUAAUUCACACACAACCAUACGGUGUCGUUUCUUCCUUUUAUUCCUUUCCCGCACCAACCAAAAAAAAAAAAGUUAACCCUAGCUUUUCCGUUUUCGUCUUUAGCCGCGUUUUUUUUUCCGAUCUUGAUUUCUUUUCCUUUCUCCCUCGAUUCCUCCCCCAAUUUUGCCGCCAUCCCUCCAAUCGACCCGCCCUUCGCCUAUUUCUUCAUUUUCUGCGCCGACCGGUCCCAAUUUUGGCCUUAUCGCUUGACGGGAUCCGUUUUUAGGGUUUCCGUGGAGGAAUAUUCUGGAUCUGUUUUUCACCUUACGGGAUCUGGAAGGGGAAAUUUUUCUAUUCGAUUUGGGUUCUGGGUCUUUGUUGUCUCGUUCGUUUUCUGCGGUUUUUGUAAAUUAUUUUCGACGCAUGUUUGAUUUGGGUGCGAUCCUUCUGAAACCUGGUCUGGGUUGUUAGAUCUUGUGUCGGGUAAUUCGGUUCGGUUCGAAUCGUAAUACUUGUCCGUCGUUCUAGCUGGAUUUGGAAAGAUCUAGGGUUAGGGUUUUCUCAAAUUGGGGCUUUUUGUUGUUUUGCUUAAUUCCUUUAGGGAAACUUCAAUUCCUUGAACAAUUAGGAUUCUCCUGUUUGAUUACGUUCAAUUAGAGCUCUCAAUUGUCCGAUUCAUCCCUGCAUAUAAUUUGAAGGAGACUGGUGUAAGGUAAUCAUGGUGCAGAAGCGUUCUUUUGAUGCUGAUGAAAUACUUGAGGGAUCUUUCAAACACCCAAAACAUGCAGGACCCAGCCAUGAGCUCUUUUCAUUAUCAGAAUCUGUCUUUCCCGAUGAUGAUUACCAUACCCAAAUGCCAAAACCUUCGGAGGAUGGCUGUACACAAGUUAAUAGUGAAGGUGUUGAGAAGGUCGAAAGUGGAAGUUUUGGUGAACUUGCUAUAGAGGCUGGGAACUCUGGAACAAGCUUUCCUGUUAUAGAUAUUCCUGCUUCUUCAUGGGCCACUAGUAGCACAGCUGAUGAUCUCCAUCUAGAACCACCCUUACAUCUUUCCCUUUUUCCAGAGUAUUUUAGUCCAGAGCGACCAAUAAGGACACUGACUCGCUAUGAGGACAUUUAUUCCAUACUUCUGGAACACUCUCCUCGCAAACCUGUAUCUGUUGGAGCUAAUCAUCAAGCCGAUGUUCCAGCUUGGGAUUUUUUGGGGGCCAGUAAUAGAUCAAAUGCCUCAGCUUCUGUUUCAGAUACAGACUUUACUGUUGGGGACAGGGAAGAAACUGAGGAAAGACUGUUGGGGACCUGUGUCAUUCCCUUGCCGCAAAUGGAAUUAUCUAGUAAUGACGAUGAAGUUGGCAAGGGAAGAACUGAGUGUGACUGUGAAGAUCAGGGAUCCAUGAGAUGUGUUAGACAACAUAUUGCAGAAGAAAGAGAUAAACUUGUAAAAACCUUUGGGCCUGAGAAAUUCACUGAAUUGGGCUUCACUAACAUGGGGGAACAAGUGGCAGAAAAAUGGAGUGCUGAGGAUGAGCAAUUAUUUCAUGAGGUUGUUUUCAAUAAUCCAGCAUCCCUUGACAAGAAUUUCUGGAACUAUCUUUCUAUUGCUUUUCCUUCACGAACCAAAAAGGAAAUAGUGAGUUACUACUUUAAUGUCUUUAUGCUUCGAAGGAGGGCAGAACAGAACAGGAAUGACCUAUUAAACAUUGACAGUGAUAAUGAUGAAUGGCAAGGUAGUGACAGCAAUGAUAUUGCAACUCGAGAGGAAGAUGAGGACUCUGUUGCUGAGUCCCCGGUAUGUCAAGAUGAGUCUUGUAUGGCUGACUGCCUAGAUAAUGAUUUGCAAACCUAUGAUGAGUAUGCUGCUGAUGAACCCUGUGAAGCUAAUGAAACAGUGGAUUUUAUUACUAGUAGGAACAUUGAUGAUGAUUCCAAAUACGAUCCUGUAGAAGAGAUGCCUCACUCUGGUGGUUCCCCUCUAAUUCAACCUCAGGAUCAACCUGUUUGGCAGGAUUCGUGUGAUGAAAAAGUUAAAGAUGAUUCAUGCACUUCUUCCGACGCAGGAGUUGCCUCACGGCAGACUAAGGUGAAUACGGAAAAUGGGGAUCAUUGGUGUGGUAACUAUAAUGGAGUAAGCAAUGGUUACAACCAAGGAUAUGUUUUGGAGCCUUGUGAUGCAAAAGUGUGGGAUACUGGCUUUGUGUCAUGCUCUAAGAAUAAGAUUGACUUUUUACCAACAUGCAACAUGAUAGAAGAGGUUUUUGGUGAUGGACGAAGGCAAGACAUGAGAAGAGCUUGAAGUGGAUCUCAGUUUGCUAAGUGUGAUGGCACUUCGAUUUUUCCUUUGUAUAUUUGACAUAAGAUUCAAAAAGUAGCCUUCAUUGUAAAAUAGUGUUUUGGAAGGUAAUUUAAUCUUUCUGAGUUAUGUCGUCUCA
This is a messenger RNA of Vigna angularis (adzuki bean), 2462 nucleotides long. RefSeq lists its product as uncharacterized. Bases 752 to 2326 code for a protein of 524 amino acids. The transcript is spliced from 3 exons. The record is from RefSeq and is a predicted model, not a curated record. NCBI's taxonomy places the organism in Eukaryota, Viridiplantae, Streptophyta, Magnoliopsida, Fabales, Fabaceae.